Messenger RNA from Venturia canescens, 1413 nucleotides. RefSeq lists its product as uncharacterized. Bases 1 to 1413 code for a protein of 470 amino acids. Gene Ontology annotation, molecular function: nucleic acid binding. Lineage: Eukaryota; Metazoa; Arthropoda; Insecta; Hymenoptera; Ichneumonidae. The transcript has 4 exons. The record is from RefSeq and is a predicted model, not a curated record.
AUGUAUCGACAAAUAAACGUUCAUCCUGAAGACUGGGAUCUACAGCGUAUUUUAUGGCUUAAUAGUUCAGGAGAAAUAGAAAAAUAUCAGCUGACCACCGUUACAUAUGGACUUGCUUGUGCUCCAUUUCUCGCUAUGAGGGUUAUGCUUCAACUUAUUCAAGACGAAGGACACAAAUUUCCGUGGAAGGAAUUUGUCCACAAUCGUGUUUGUUUAAUUCAAGAAACAUUACCCACUGCUCAAUGGAGACUGAUUCCUGGAAAAAUGAAUCCUGCCGAUUGUGCUACCAGAGGACUAACUCCAGAACAACUGUCAACUCAUGAGCUCUGGUGGUCUGGACCAGAUUGGCUCAAACAAUCGGAACCUCACUGGCCAUCAGUCAAUCCAACAACUCCUCCUUCUACUCAAUUAGAAGAGCGACCUCCAACUGUUUUUACGACGAUUAUGAAGUCUCCUCCUUUAUGGGAAUUAGUCUAUAAAUAUUCUUCACUCACCAAACUUUUAAGAAUCACAGCUAUUUGUCGCCGAACAGUAUUAAUUUUCAAAAAAUUAGCUAAAUCCAUUACAAUUGAGCCUAUUAGUCCAGAAGAAAUUGAUUGGGCUAAACAAUUUUGGUGUUUACAAGUACAAAUAUCAGAAUUUCCAAAUGAACACAAACUUCUUCAAGAAAACCAACCUUUAUCGAAGUCCAGCUCUUUGUACAGAUUUACUCCAUUUAUCGAUUCAGUUGGACUCAUAAGAAUUGGCGGUCGACUUCACAAUUCACCACUGAAUUAUCCGGUCAAACAUCCUAUCGAGGACGAGCUUCAAUCAGGUCAUUUAUUCUUAAAUGCGUCAAAUGCUCACGAUAUCGUGGAGAAUGUGCAAAACAACUUAUGGGUCGAUUACCAUCCGCAAGAACAACACCAUCUCGACCCUUUUUACAUUCCGGAGUCGACUAUGCUGGCCCAUUUUUAUUCAAAUCCUGGAAGGGACGAGGGUCUCAAAGAAUUAGGAAAAUUAGCAUCGUUGUUAGCCAAUGACGGAACUAAAUGGAUUUUCAAUCCACCUGCGAGUCCUCAUUUCGGAGGGAAAUGGGAGGCAGGCGUUAAAUCUGUCAAGUAUCAUCUUAAAAGGAUUGUUGGAGACACUAUUUUAACCUAUGAAGAAAUGACAACCGUACUUAAUCAAAUUGAGGCUAUCUUGAAUUCUCGACCUUUAUGCCCAUUAUCUGAUGAUCCUGACGACUUGACGGCGCUCACACCUGGACAUUUUUUGAUUGGAGAACCACUGAUUACUAUACCAGAACCUUCUCUUGCUUUGAUUAAGAUUUCAAGAAUGUCAAUAUGGCAAUUAACGAGUCACAUUGUAGCAAAAUUUUGGAAUCAAUGGAGUAAAAGUUGUUUGCAAAGAUAUCUAGCCAACUACAAAUAG